GCCUCACCCCGACAGCACGUGAUGCCCAAGUUCUCCUUCUGUCUACAGCUGCAGUUCUCACUCACCCUCCGGCUUCCUGUCGGGGCUUCUUCAGCCCCACCCCACAUUUGGAGCAUUUCCUUCCCUGACAGAGGGACGUGGGACCGGACUGGGGCCCUGGCGGAUGGAGACAUGCUGCCCCUGCUGCUGCUGCCCCUGCUGUGGGGGGGGUCCCUGCAGGAGAAGCCAGAGUACGAGCUGGAAGUGCAGAAGUCGGUGACGGUGCAGGAGGGUCUGUGCGUCCUCGUGCCCUGCUCCUUCUCUUACUCCGGGAAUUCCUGGUACUCCCCUUCCCCACUCUACGUCUACUGGUUCCGGGACGAGGAGAGCCCAUACUAUGGUGAGCCUGUGGCCACAAACGACCCAGGCAGAAGAGUGAAGCCAGAGACCCAGGGCAGAUUCCACCUCCUUGGGGACGUCUGGAAGAAGAACUGCUCCUUGAGCAUCGGAGAUGCCAGAAUGGGGGACACGGGAAACUAUUAUUUCCGCGUGGAGAGAGGAAGGAAUGUAAAAUAUACCUACCUUCAGAAUAAGCUGAACUUGGAGGUGACAGCCCUGACAGAGAAACCCGACGUCCACUUUCUGGAGCCUCUGGAGUCCGGCCGCCUCACAAGGCUGAGCUGCAGCCUUCCAGGAUCCUGUGAAGCGGGACGACCUCUCACAUUCUCCUGGACGGGGGAUGCCCUCAGUCCCCUGGACCCCAAAACCACCGGCUCCUCGGAGCUCACCCUCACCCCGAGGCCCGAGGACCAUGGCACCAACCUCACCUGUCAUGUGAAACGCCAAGGAGCUCAGGUGACCACGGAGAGAACUGUCCAGCUCAAUGUCUCCUAUGCUCCCCAGAACCUCGCCAUCAGCAUCUUCUUCAGAAAUGGCACAGGCACAGCCCUGCGGAUCCUGAGCAAUGGCAUGUCAGUGCCCAUCGUGGAGGGCCAGUCCCUGUUCCUGACCUGCACAGUUGACAGCAACCCCCCUGCCUCACUGAGCUGGUUCCGGGACGGAAAAGCCCUGAAUCCCUCCCAGACCUCAGUGUCUGGGAUCCUGGAGCUGCCCAACAUAGGGGCUAGAGAGGGAGGGGAAUUCACCUGCCGGGUUCAGCACCCGCUGGGCUCCCAGCACCUGUCCUUCAUCCUUUCUGUGCAGAGAAGUUCCUCUUCCUGCAUAUGUGUAACCGAGAAACAGGAGGGCUCCUGGCCCCUCGUCCUCACCCUGAUCAGGGGGGCUCUCAUGGGGACUGGCUUCCUCCUCACUUACGGCCUCACCUGGAUCUACUAUACCAGGUGUGGAGGCCCCCAGGGGAGUAGGGAUGAGAGGCCAGGCUGAGCGCCUCCUGCUCAAGACAGAACCGAGGUGUGGACACGCAGCCCUGUGGGACAGAUGCAGGACAUGGCUGUCAGCUUUUCUGGAGGCUGACAUCCCACUGACUACCCCGCUUUUCCUUUCUGCCCCAUACCCCAUCUACUUAUCCCCCUCUGCUUGUGAGUUUUGCCCUACCACACCUGCAUCCCUAUCUGCACCCCAUCCCCUCCCCAACCCCCGUUCUCUUCCCUCUCCAUCCUCCAUCUCCAGCCCUGUGAAGGGAACGUACUUUCGGUCUUAUACCCCCAAUACUCAAAACUAACCUUUUUUAUUUUUUUAUUUUUUUAGACAGAGUCUCGCUCUGUUGCCCAGGCUGUGUGCAAUGACACAACCUCCGUUCACUGCAACCUCCACAUCUGGGGUUCAAGCAAUUCUCCUGCCUCAGCCUCCCUAGUAGCUGGGAUUACAGGUACCUGCCACCACACCCAGUUUUUUUUUUUUUUUUGAGAUGGAGUCUUGCUCUGUCGCCCAGGCUGGAGUGCAGUGGCGCGAUCUCGGCUCACUGCAAGUUCUGCCUCCUGGGUUCACGCCAUUCUCCUGCCUCAGCCUCCCCAGUAGCUGGGAAUACAGGCGCCCACCACCACACCUGGCUAAUUUUUUGUAUUUUUAGUAGAGAUGGGGUUUCACCGUAUUAGCCAGGAUGGUCUCAAUCUCCUGACCUCGUGAUCCACCCGCUUUGGCCUCCCAAAGUGCUGGGAUUACAGGCGUGAGCCACCGUGCCCGACCAAUUUUUUUUUUUUUUGUAUGUUAGUGGAGAUGGGGUUUUACCAUGUUGGCCAGGCUGGUCUCGAACUCCUGACCUCAAGCAAUCCACUGCGUUGGCCUUCCAAAGUGCUGGGAUUACAGGCAGGAGCCACUGUGCCUGGCUGCCAAAAGUUACCUUCUUAACACUUGAAUUUCUGGUCUCCUCAACUUCCUUAUCCAUAUAGGCACAGACAGGCAGCAUUUGUUUUCCAGUUAAAACUCUACCUCACUGUGAUUAUUAUACAAUACAAUUAUUAUAAAAUAAGUAAAACUUUUAUGAAACAAUACAACGUAAUCGAUUUUA
This is a messenger RNA of Macaca mulatta (Rhesus monkey), 2446 nucleotides long. RefSeq names its product sialic acid binding Ig like lectin 14 (gene SIGLEC14). Gene Ontology annotation, biological process: cell adhesion. Gene Ontology annotation, molecular function: sialic acid binding. Gene Ontology annotation, cellular component: plasma membrane. NCBI's taxonomy places the organism in Eukaryota, Metazoa, Chordata, Mammalia, Primates, Cercopithecidae. The record is from RefSeq and is a predicted model, not a curated record.